Sardina pilchardus (European sardine) is the source of this 2135-nucleotide messenger RNA. RefSeq names its product myosin light chain kinase, smooth muscle-like. Gene Ontology annotation, cellular component: neuronal cell body; plasma membrane; axon. The transcript is spliced from 12 exons. The record is from RefSeq and is a predicted model, not a curated record. Gene Ontology annotation, biological process: synapse organization; homophilic cell-cell adhesion. Gene Ontology annotation, molecular function: axon guidance receptor activity. Bases 177 to 2135 code for a protein of 652 amino acids. NCBI's taxonomy places the organism in Eukaryota, Metazoa, Chordata, Actinopteri, Clupeiformes, Clupeidae.
CUGUAAUACCCCAAUAAUACAGACAGGGUCAGGACGGGACCUCUCCAGUAUUCUUGCGGUGUCUUGGUGUGUCUAUGAAACAGAGGACUGAUCACUCAUCUCAGAGUCACACGAUUUUCAAGACAGUACUCGAGUAGCGAUUUCUUGAGUCAAACACUUGGCAGCCGUUACGAAAGAUGGGGGACGUGCAGCUGGUGACAACGACCCGAAUCUCCAAGACCAGUAUGAGUCUGGGGAGAUCCUCCCCCAGCAGCGACCCGCCAGCCUUCACCCUGCCGCCCCGCAACGCCCGCGUCAGCCCGGGGGGCACCGCGCGGCUGGACGGAAAGGUGCGAGGGAACCCCGAGCCUCAGGUGUGCUGGUACAGGAAUGGGCAGGCUGUAGUGGCGGGCGAGCGCCUCUCCAUGGAGCAGAGCAGCCGCGGCACCUUCAGCCUGGUGGUGCAGAACGUCCAGGAGGACGACGCCGGACGCUACACGUGCGAGGCUGCGAACAGCGCCGGCAGCCGCCAGGUGACCGUCGAGAUCAUCGUGGAAGGUAACGCAGCAAAGAAAUAUGGCCUUCCGGCAAGCAGUAGAACAACAGGGGGUCGUUUCGGUGUCCCUGCCGUGGAGAGCCGGCCCAGCAUCUGGGGGGAAAGCCCCCCCAAGUUUGUGACCAAGCCCUCACGCCUGUUCCUGCGGGUGGGACAGACGGGCAAGUUCUCGGCCAAGAUCACCGGGCGUCCCCAACCACAGGUGGUGUGGCUCAAGGGAGAUGAGGAGCUCCAGGCCUCCGGCCGCUACGGCAUGUUCGAGAGGUCCGGAAUCCACUUCCUGGAGAUCCGCGACGCCUGCGCAGAGGACGCGGGGACGUACACCUGCUCCGUCUCCAACAGCGCCGGCAAGGCCAUGGCUUCGGCCGAACUGAACGUUCAAGGUUCAGGUACAGAGUCAAGCACAACUCGGCCGGCUCCUGAAGUCAGCCCGGCCCCAAAGGUGGCCGAGACCCCAUCGGGCAGCCGCACCAGCAAUGGCCUUCUACCGAGUGACCAGCAGUCCAGCAGAGCUCAGCCAGAGGUGUCGGAGCGCAAGGUCACUAGUACUGUCACAGUCACCAAAGAGGUCAAGGAGACAAGGACGGAGAGCCGGAGAAACACAGCCACGUCCCCUAAAGCAGCAACAACAACAACAACAACAACAACAACAACACACGCAGAGUCCAGAGAAGAGAGCACCAGGAGGGCAGAGUCUCGGCUGAAGGCCUCCACGGCCAGCCCUAUGUCCAGCCCCAGCUCCACCUCCACCUCCAGCUCCGGCUCCGUCAGGCCCCAGCAGCCAGUGGGGGUCGGGGCGGGCGCACAGGCGUCCAGAGAGCUGGGGAUGGUGGGGAGGGGUGCAGGGGAGCUCUCCAGCGCUGGCCGAGCGUCUGGGGCCUCGUCCCCCUCGGAGUCCAGUCGAGAGGUCCUCAGGCUGGGCAGAGAGACCCGGGCAGCAGACUCACCGGUGGGAGCGGCUCCCAGAUUUGAGCUCCAGCCUCAGAGCCAAGAUGCCCUGGAGGGUACCAAAGUCCUGUUCAAGUGCCAAGUGUCUGGCUCCCCACUGCCCACUGUGAGCUGGCUGAAGGAUGGCCACCCCGCCAGGCCUCGGGCCGGACUCAGCCUGCAGCAGGAGGGGGACGUGCACCUGCUCUGCGUCGACCGGGCGCAGAGGAGCGACGCCGGCCAGUACGGCUGCACCGCCACCAACGGCCGCGGGAAGGUGACCGCCACCUGGACGCUCCACGUGAAGAGUCAACGUCCAGAGGGCAAAGCGCCCGUGUUCAGCAGCCUGCUAAAGGGCAGCUCUGUGACCGCCGGUCAGGACUUCACCCUGCUGUGCUCCGUGGAGGGGAGACCCGUGCCCACGGUCACCUGGCUGCUGGACGAUAAGCCGUGCCAGCAUGCCCAGACGGCGUUCGAGAGGGGCCAGGCUCAGCUCACGGUGCAGGGGGCACGGCCAGACGACGCCGGCUCCUACUCGUGUGUGGCUGAGAACGAUCACGGGCGAGCUGAGUGCUCCGCCAUCGUGGUGGUCAAAGACUUCUCUCACUCUAAGGUCCCAUCCGUUCCAGCGGUCAGGAACUCCGUUCUGCCCCGUCAGGUUGUUGUUUUUUAA